Messenger RNA from Lachancea lanzarotensis, 2412 nucleotides. RefSeq names its product LALA0S08e03620g1_1 (gene IRC5). The coding region runs from base 1 to 2412 and encodes 803 amino acids. Lineage: Eukaryota; Fungi; Ascomycota; Saccharomycetes; Saccharomycetales; Saccharomycetaceae. The record is from RefSeq and is a predicted model, not a curated record. The transcript has a single exon. Gene Ontology annotation, molecular function: ATP binding; ATP-dependent chromatin remodeler activity; DNA binding. Gene Ontology annotation, cellular component: nucleus.
AUGGUAUCCACCCGUUCUAAGCGUCGUCCGCAGGUAAGUUAUCGGGAAAAGGAAGAAUCCGACUUGAAAGCGGAUGUAUGGGAGUCUGAUUCCUCGUCUAAUUCGGUUAGCGAGCCAGUGUGGCUCGAAGACAAAUCUCUAAGUGACAGUCAGGAAGAAGUUAACUUAAGUUCUGAUGAGGGAGAGGAUGACGGUGAACUUAACGAUCUGAUUGAUGCCAAUGUUGCUAAACUGCGGGGAUCGAAAGAAAAGGCCAAAGCCAGCGAAGACGAAAACGUCGACGACACUACCAUUUCGCUAAAGCUCAGCAAACUGCAGGAGUUCGUACAACAAAGUCAGGUAUACUCAAGGAUCAUUGCAGAAACUCUCUUGAACAAGACACAGGAUAACCAAGCUGAGGCGACUGAUGAAGCCCCAGCUAAGAAGCGCAGAAAGAUUACAGAUUUUUUCGGCAAGAGGAGCACUGGAGGAUCGCAAAACGGCCAACAGCAGCUAGCUCACCAGCAGCCCUCGCUACUGCAUAAUUGCCAAUUGAAGCCUUACCAAUUAGAAGGUGUAAACUGGCUGAUAACGCUUUAUGAGAAUGGACUUAACGGCAUUCUUGCAGAUGAGAUGGGAUUAGGCAAAACGCUCCAAAGCAUUGCGCUUCUUGCAUUCAUCACUGAAAUGGAUACAAAAGGUCCAUUUCUGAUAGCCGCACCUCUAAGCACAGUGGAUAACUGGCUGGGGGAGUUUGCCAAAUUUGCACCAGACAUCGAUGUCUUGAAAUACUACGAUACACAGGGCCAACAGAAGCGGGCUUCUAAAAUGAAAAGUUUCUUCAAACGCACCAAGGGCCAAGGUGUAGUCGUCACGUCUUAUGAGAUUAUAAUACGCGAUAUCGAUUUGAUAUUAUCUCAUCAUUGGAAAUUUCUGAUCGUUGACGAGGGCCAUCGAAUUAAGAAUAUCAACUGCAAGCUAAUUCAAGAACUCAAAAGAAUCAACACCUCGAACCGUUUACUACUGACUGGAACACCGCUGCAAAACAAUUUAGCGGAAUUGUGGUCUUUGCUGAAUUUUAUCUUACCAGAGAUAUUUGCCGAUUUCGAGAUAUUCCAAAAAUGGUUUGACUUUGGUGACGCCGAACUGGAAAGCUCUUCUCAAGGUCUCAAUAAACUGAUAAACGAAGAGCUAGAGAAGAAUCUUAUUUCAAAUUUGCACACUAUCCUCAAACCUUUUUUGCUGAGAAGGCUAAAAAGUGUGGUUCUGGCGGAUUCCUUACCUCCUAAGCGCGAGUAUUUGAUCAAUUGCCAAUUGACGCCGCUCCAGCGGAAAUUCUAUAAAGGUGCUCUGAAAGGCAAACUUAAGAGGACAGUCUUCAGACAAGCUAUCAAAGAUUUCUACACUUUGAAUCAAGACCAUAUUGGACAGGUCAGCAAUAGGACCAUUCAAAGUUUUCUGGAGUGGAAAGCCAGUGAAGAGCCAGAACAAACAGAGGACAAACUUUUAGUGCAAAUGGAUCAACUUUAUCGAGACCACAUUCAUCGAGCUCUCUUGAACAAGAGUCUGCUAAACUCAAUGGUUCAGCUGCGCCAAAUCGUUGAUUCCACCCUAUUGUUUUUUUUCCCAUUCAUUGAUCCCUCGCAGCUAACGCUGGAGCUGUUGCUCAAAACGUCCGGUAAACUACAGAUCUUACAACAAUUGGUGCCACCUUUGAUUCAAAAAAAGCACAAAGUACUGAUAUUUACCCAAUUUGUGACAAUGCUUGAUCUGCUAGAAGAUUGGUGUGAACUAAACAAUAUCAAACCAUGUCGCAUCGAUGGAUCGAUGGAUAACGAAACUCGCCAAAAUCACAUUGAUGGAUUCAACGAUUUGAAAGGAUCAUUUGAUGUAUUUCUCAUUUCCACUCGUGCUGGCGGUUUAGGUAUCAACUUGACCGCCGCAGAUUCGGUCGUUCUCUUUGACAGUGAUUGGAAUCCACAAGUGGACUUACAGGCCAUGGACAGAACUCACCGUAUUGGGCAAACGGCGCCAGUUGUUGUAUAUCGGCUGUGCUGCGACAACACCGUGGAGCACGUUAUCCUGACACGAGCCUCGAGCAAACGAAGGCUAGAAAAAAUGGUUAUUCAAAUGGGGAAGUUCAGCAAUCUCAAACGGCUGGCCGGGAGUGAGCAAUCUUUUGUGAGCGGUUUGGGUGGCCAUGGACAGCGCCAUCAGACUGGCUCUAAUAAAGAGCUCAUGAAUGAGCUUUCGCAACUUCUCUUGAGCGGAGAGUCGAGUAUUGGUUUCUCCAGAGGGCUCGAUGACGGCACGCUGACGCCCGCAGAGCUGGACGAGUUGCUCGACCGCUCUCUAAAUUCUUUCAAACCGGAGCGAAUUGAGAAAGAAUGGCCCCAUAUCAGACUUUUCGAAACUACCAGCAAUGGAAAGUAA